This is a messenger RNA of Micropterus dolomieu (smallmouth bass), 887 nucleotides long. RefSeq names its product calcitonin-1-like. NCBI's taxonomy places the organism in Eukaryota, Metazoa, Chordata, Actinopteri, Centrarchiformes, Centrarchidae. The record is from RefSeq and is a predicted model, not a curated record. The transcript has 2 exons. The coding region runs from base 133 to 441 and encodes 102 amino acids. Gene Ontology annotation, molecular function: calcitonin receptor binding; hormone activity. Gene Ontology annotation, cellular component: extracellular region.
AUCCCCACCCCUCCUUUUAAAUGCAGGUGAUAAUUCUAGCGAAGUGCUGAUCUCAAUGCCUUUCCUGCCCCAACCCCUCUGACCCCUAAACCUCCCCACUCAUCUCUUCACCGCAGAACGGGUUUAGAGUCUAUGUCAGACCGAGUCACGCUCACGGACUACGAGGCGCGAAGGUUACUCAACGCCAUCGUCAAGGAGUUUGUGCAGAUGACGGCGGAGGAACUGGAGCAGCAGGCAACUGAAGGAAACAGCAUGGGCAGGCCCCUAACCAAGCGCUGCUCCAACCUCAGCACCUGUGUGUUGGGCAAACUGUCUCAGGAGCUGCACAAGUUGCAGACGUUCCCUCGCACGAACGUGGGAGCAGGAACGCCCGGCAAGAAGCGCAGUGCGCCUGACAGCGACAGCUAUGCAAGCUACGGCGAGACGUUUGACAGCAUCUAACCCCUCGUCAUCCUCCCUUAGCACCUCUUUUACCUUUACUUAAUCUUUUCCUUUCCUUUUCUUUCCCCUUUUCUCCUCCCCCAUCCUCUUCCUCUCUUCACCCCACCUUCUUCUUUAUUGUUUUUGGAUUGGAAAGUGCAUGUUGAUUUUACCUGCUUGACUGACAUGAAAAGAAUUUAACUGCAACCAACUUUUCAGUUCUUUUCUCCUUCCCCUUUUUUUGGCAGACAAUCAGACUUAGUAUUCAUAAAUGUAAUUCAGGAGCCGGUUCAGACAUCCAUCUCUGUGUACUGUGCGUGGAGUCAUUUGAUGGCAUUUCAAGCCCCUGAUAUUUAAGGAUUGAGAGAGAACGCUUAAUCUAACCAUUAAUAAAUGAUCCACUCAUGCGACACCAUGUUUCUUGUUCAAUAAACGUAUUUUUCUACCAGGAAGCCUUAGCUCAUUUU